Molecule: messenger RNA, 18750 nt
Organism: Xyrichtys novacula (pearly razorfish)
Lineage: Eukaryota; Metazoa; Chordata; Actinopteri; Labriformes; Labridae
Source: the annotation of a GenBank genome assembly
GCCGCUGCAGCCAUAAAGGAGGCUCCACACACACAGCCGUCUGGAAGGCAUUAGACAGCAGCGGCACAGACACUUUUUGGCCACUUCUUUGCGCUCUGCUUAACCUGGAUGUUGGGGAAACUUAAAAAUCCUUAUCUACUUGCCCCCAAAUUUAAUUAAUCUGACUAAUAUUUGAUUGUCAGAGUCUUGACUGGAUUUUUUUUCUCUUUUGUGUUGAUCUGAUUGACGCUGACAAAGUUUAUGGCUUUCUUUCUAACUUAAAAAAAACUUUUAAAAAAAUGAAUGAAACUGUCAGAAGUUGACGGAGAUAAAUAUUUAUAUUUUUGCAUUAUCUAUUUUUUAUUUAUACUUUUUUUCUUUUUCUUUAAAUGAUGCCAAAGAUGACUGGCAUGUUUGUGUUUAUAUACCUGGGAUGCAUGCGGUGCAUAUUGAAAGACUGCAGACAGACUGUUAAAAACUAAAGACUAGCGCCCAGCUGAGACACCGAGGAGGAGGAACGUGCGGCAGUUUUACUUUUCUCAUUAACGAGGAUCAAUUUCGGCGGAUUCAUGAACGUCUUCGCUGAAGAAGCGUCUUUAGAAACUUUUUCAAGACUUUCUGUCCCUGUGGAGCGGCGCCAGAGCCGCCGGAGCUGACCGCAUCCUUUCUCAAGGACGAACCAACAGCUGCUUCAAGGUAAGCAGCCUCAUUUGGUCAUUUGCUGACCCUGCAGCCAGCUGACAGAGAAUGAUGAAUUUUCUAUCAGAUGCUUGUCAUACUUAAGCUCACGUAGUUUGUAAACCAAUCAUAUGCGUAAAAACGCAAAAUUUGGACAGUCUGUCCCUCAAGACUCUAAUAUCUCUACAUUUUCUUCCAUGUUUUUUAUUUUAUUUGGAAGAAUGAUUAAGUAUCCAAUCAUAUGUGCCCCAUAAUCGGGUGAUGCUGUAAACUGGAGACAUGCCAGCAGUGAUAACGGUCAUUUUGGGGAUUUCUAGACUUGUCCGUAAAACGCUUGUAGCAUCUGAGACAGGUUUGUUAAAAAAUGGGUCGAUUCUCGUCUGCUGUGGUGAGCAACACUUUCGUUUAUGUGUUAUUGUUAUAACUAAGGAAACGCGUGUCAAAACUUUUAUGUGCCCUGAAUGGUACGAACAUCUGUUUUCCUCCUGCACCACUAGUGCCAGCUGUGCCAAACAUGUCCGCCAGGAUUAGCCUUCUAAUCGAACAAACUACAUCUGGUCUUUGCUGAGCCACUUAUUUAAACCCUAUUAUACUUUACCCCAACUAUAAUGACGUCAAAAGAUGUUCGUCAUUCUUGGAAAUUUGUGAGCCAAUGAGAGGGCUGGGAUGGAACACGCUCCGGGUGUGAGCGCGUAAUUUGAUGCCUAGAGUGAAAGACCGCUAUGGGCACACGUGAAAAGUGAGAAAUCUCUACUUCCCAGACAAUGUUUGAGAAUUAUCUUUUUUGAAUGGACAUUAUGGGCUGACAUUUAUUGCUUUUGUCGAGGAGGAGUUUAUCCAGCUGCCCCCGCACUUACAUGAUGAUGUAUGUGAAGCUAAAGCAGGUGCCACCAGAACAAUGAGCCUUCAGGACAUGCUGUCAAAUAUCCUUCUAGCUGCUGGCCUAAGAACUUCCACACAUGCCCACUUCACACAUGAAUGUCAAUGAACAUCUGUCACCAUCCUUGGGCAUAAUCUCCCCCUCUAUUCUUCCUCUGCAGUCUCUCGCUGUGCAGAUAUAAAACCCACACAGGAAUGUCCAUCUGUGAAUAUGGACAUCUCAGCAUUCCUGUAAUUUAUGUAUGAUGUACAGUAUAAUGUCCGUUCCACACAUGGAAACUACUUCCUACUGAGCUGGCUUAAGCACUAACCUUAUCUGACCCUCCUGACCAGAGGCAUUCAGAUUUAUAGCUGAGACAGAGCAAGCUGGCGUUAUGUUGAUAUCUAUAUGAUAAAGGAUGAAGUAUCGAGCACUCUCGGUGCCAGUAUAUAAGGGAGAGAUCAUAGCCCUGCCAUGUUGGGGCUUAAACUUGAUGCUUUUCCCAACAGCCACUCAGACAUACAGUAGAUACUGUGUGAUUUAUUGAUCACAGCUUUUCUUAAGUGGAACAGAAACAGCUGCAAAGUUUGCUUAUUGCAUGAUAGCUGCAGGACAAAGAAUCCAACAAAACUGCAUUGUGUAGAAUAAAAGCACAGGACCGAUUUCCGUAUGGUGAUGUUUUUACUGUAGCUUAGUUAGAUGUGCAUAAACAUUUUAAAAAAGUGAUAGGACACAUGUUUUUGGUCAAAUCUGCGCAUCUGUGCACCUUCUGUCUCUGCACACAUGCAUCGUGACUAAUACCAACUUACUGUCCUUAAUCUCAAGCCCCUCGGGUGAUUCCUGUGCUGACUGUGGGGUUCACUUUGCUUCAGCGAGGGAGGCAGUCCAUCUCUGGUGCCUGUUAGUGGAACAGUAAACACUCAAACAAAGAUUUAAUUCUUUUGUGCAGCAAUGUGGGGAGUCCGCAAAGGAAGAAAAGUCACUUUUUGUUGGCACUCUUCAAUGGUUGACACAGUCAUGCAGUUUACUCAUCGCUGCUACAGGAUGUUCCUCCUCACAGCGAGCUACAGAGCAGUUUACUACUCAACAGAGGAAAGCAUUCCUUGGCUGGUCUCCAUUAGGGCCAACAACAAGUCCCACGUGCCAUUACUGCUCACAGCAGGGGUCCUCCAGUCUAUAGGGCCUCUGGGCUGGCAAAGGUAUAACUACUGAAGUCAGGAGAGAGUGCAUGUGUGCAGUUCCUCCCAAACACACAGCACCAACCUCACCACCUACCUCAUCUACUGUGCAUUAAUAACACGCUCUUUUUCCAGGUUGCGUCUGUAGGUAGAGCAGCAGAGAGGCAGCAUUACAGCGGGCCAGUAAAAGUGAGAGUUUGGAUGUCGGUGAGGGUCUGAGUUAGAUUCCCACUACCUCAUAGCGAGUCACAGAGUCUCACAGGGAGGCCUGAUGCCAAUGCUAAUGCAUAGGAGUUAUGAUGCACCGUAAAGCAACCCGGGAGCUGUAUAAAGAGACUUUUGUUUUAGUAGCUGCACAGUAAAGAUUUUUGGCUUCCGUACGUUUUCGAUGUUGUUAUUACAAAAGGUCAAAAGCUGUUUAAUCUAAAGCACAGUCGUGUCUUUUUUUCCACCUGAAAAAGCUCCAAAAGUCUUCCUCCAUUCAUCUUAAAGGACUCUCACGGCUGACUGGAUCUUGUGUUAUCUUUUCACUGUGAUAACAGAGUGCAAAAAUAGAAUUUUCUACCAUGUAGAGAGGAAGCAGAGUCAUUUCAGAGCACAGCUGAUAACUGCUGGUGGGCAGAUAAGAGGAAGUGUCGGAUCAAUGGGUGACAACCUGGACCAAGAAAAGAGGAUUUGAUGUGAGGCUCCGCGCUUCCUGUAGAUUUUAUGGUCUUUGGAAGCAAGGAGAGCAAAAUAGAACUUCUUUUUCAGCUUUCACUGCACUUUUGGAAAGAAAACGGAGCAAUUAAUAAAAGGAGAUCACUUUUGAAGGAGGCAUUGUCAACUGAGACGCCUCUGGAACUCAGUUGUAAAUCUUGCAGCCUGCCACAGAGGCGUAAGUCCAGCUCCUCAGCUGGCGCCGAACAGAGCCAAGUCCACCACCUCCAGUCUCUUUCUGCCUCUUCCUUUUGGUGUCUGCCAUUGCACUCAAUCUCCCACUUAUUCACAUCCUUCCAGAAAGCUUCCUCUCUCUUCCUUACUGAAUACUCUGGUGCUUAAACUUUUGUAACUCUCUCUUUUUUGCUGUCUUCCUUUAUUAUGUUUUAUGUCGUAGAGCUGAAUUGCCUUCAGUGGCUCAUUCACAAAAACAAGAGAGAGCUGGGGAUGAGUCCAAGGGGGAAAACAUGCAUUUAACAGCAUACUUUUGGGUCACAUUUAACAAAUAGAUUUACCACUGUGUUGUUAUGAAAUAAUAAACUACAGCUUCAUCUCCAGCCAUCACUUUUAUAUUGAAUAAAGCUGAAAUGACACCAGCAGCAGCGGUUAGUGAGUCAGAGGAUGCUCCAAAAAGAGGCCGCUGGUGACUUAUGCGUAACACUCCUUUAGGAUGUUGUAACCUUUGUUCCUCUGCCAGUUUGAGCCUGUAUCACACCUGAUCUUAAUGGCUUCCAGAAGGUGAAGAAAUAAGGAGACAGUGGAGGAAGAAGAAGAGGGAAAGGGAGGGGAUGAAGGGGAGUGUAAAAGUCAACUCACUACCUCUGCCAGUCUGUGGCCUUUUCCACCUGAUUCUAAUCAUGUCGGGAGCAGUGCGGUGCAGCGCAGUGGGUGGUGUUACUGUUGGACUCUGGUUCUUAUAAUGACGACGCUCCCACAACAAGAGCACAAUGUGACCGCAUGGGGGGGUUUAUGGGAGGAAGGAGGAAGAGGAGGAGUGAGCAGGGUCAAUGACUUCCUGGCGGCGCCUUUGAAAACUGCCGUGACCCCCAGUUUACUUCAAGUGUUCAGUUUCACUCAGAGAAUAAAAAAAAAACUGUACAGAGUCCCUUUAAACCUGCAGCCAGGAUUAUUAAAAUGAUCUCAAUUUAAUACUGAUUGGUUUAUAUGAGCUACAGAAUCAAACAAGACCAACAAGAUGAUUAUUGACUAAUUUCACAAAGUUAUUUUAGGAAAUUCUUGUCAACUAAGACCAUUGUUCACAAUUUUAAGACUUAAUGUACUUUAUUUUUUUCAACUUUGAAGUUAUUUUUCUUGCACUUUUUGCCUUGAUUGAUAGCAUAGUUAAAGAGGGACAGUAAAGUCAGGGGUGGGGGGGUUGACAUGUAGCAAAGGGUCAUAGCCAGAGGUCAAAGCCAGUGACUGUGGCCUAAAUGCAUGGGGGGCACUUUUAAACUCAGCCAACCAACACUCCAAGUUUGUGAGUUUGAACCUGUUAUGAUCAUAUAUUUUUCAGGAUAUUCUACUUUGGUUCACAGGAAAGGACCAUUAAAAAAAUAUACUCUGUCUACAAGGGCGGUCAACAUGGCCCAAGUUCAAAUUCAUCAUAAGAGAGGAACAGUCUGACUCACAUCAGCUUUAGUCAUCCCAUUAGCAAAUAUAAUGUACGUAAGUUGACUUUUGUAAUCACCUAUUGCACACACAUCUUCCUUUAUAAUAUUCUGAACACAAUUUGAUUAUUUUUUUCCAAAGAGGCAUUGGUAUCAACACACAGUUGUCCAUAUAUCAGACAGCAGGCCGUGAUAGUGAAUAGGGAGGGAAGGACAACCCGGCUCUGAGCACAUCCUGAGUGUCUCUGCCUGAGUCAGCAGCCAACUCUCCAGUCUCUGCAAGCCGCUCCCUCUCUCCUGUCCCAUCAUCUGCUCAGGGACACGUGAGCCUUCCCUGCAUCCUGCUACAACCGUCAUGAGGGCCAUCUCCAACUUUUAAUGCCUUUAAAACGCAUCCUGGUCUUUUCAAGCCCUGCCCAGCUCUUACUCUCUCUCUCACACACACAAACACACACACACACAAGCUUGUGUAUGCACAAGUUAAUAAUGUGCAUUGCUUGUUCAUUUUCCAGACGAUGUAAUUCGUCAUUUAUGAAUAUCUGCAUUUCAGCAAGGAAGAUAUCAUCCAGUUUAGAUUUCAAAUGACCUCAGCAGGUCUGAUUUUCCAACACAGCAGUGACUAUAACAUAAGGUUUGUCCAAUAUGGCUGGAUCAACGCUCAGGGGCUUUUAGCAAAGCAGAAAUAUCAUGAAUCCAUCUUCACUAGCCUGAAUCUAUUGUUGAUUAAUAAAGAUAAUAAAGUUGUCAUAAACAUGCACUCCAUGUCAUUUAUUCAAAAGUCUAAAGCCACAGAUGUGUGCAACACUUAAUCUUGAUUUGUGAGCAGCACUCUGCAGAUUUUUCAAUGUUGCACUUUUAGGCAGUGACUGCUGAGUCACGAUAACAUAAAGAUGUAAGCUUUAUGUUAUCUCAGCUCCACGCGGACCAGCAAAGCUGUCUUUUUUGGCUUUACUUCAAAUUUAUACUGCCUGUGCAAAGCAUACAAUCAUGACACACACAAAUUCUUGUACACAUGUGUCCUACUGCAUACACACAUACACACACACAAGUCUGGCGAGCCCUGUUAUAUUUUACGUUCCAUCACAGGCCUUGGAGCUGGGACCCUGCUGACAGGGAUUCCACUGCUCUCCUGAGACUUCAGUCAAACUAUGUCCUCUUCUUUACAGCACACACACACACACUCGCACAUAUGCAUCUUUUCCUGUGUGCAUGUACACACACAUGCUAAACACACACACACGCACAGACAGAGCACAUAAAAUGCUUAGCUCACAUGUUUUCACAAACACACACAUACAGGAACACAUGGCCAUCUUGGCAGCAGAGAGACUUAAUGGUAUUCAAAUUUUCCCAGACAAGUCACAUAUACAGUAUAUCUGGCAUCUUUCAGCUGUUGCAUAACUUUCAUAUGCAUGUGGUGAUUCUCUUAACUAUAAUAAAUCACUGGAGUACCAUUACUCAUAUGUACCAAAAUGGGUCACAGAGAUAUUUCCUUUAUUUCCCAUACGUCAGAUAUGCUUAAAUGCCCGGCCUGAGAGGAUGUCAAAAACAAUUUUGAAGAAUAUUUCAAGCCGGGCUCAGGGAUAGAUAAGAGUCUGUUUCUAAACCAGCAAGGGUGUCUGCAUGCCGUUAAAAGAAACUCUGUCUAAACUCUAAGCAAAACUUCUUUAUCUGGAAUUUUGUCUUCUUAAUCUGUCUCCUGUUAAUAUGCCAAGUUUUCGCAAAAGAUGACAAUAGUGGCGCUAAAAAUACUGUACUGCCCUAAAAUAUUAAGUGUGGAGUGGACAUUUUGGUCUUCGCAUGCAUUGUUAGUGAUGCAGCUGGUCAAUCCACAAUAAAAUAACUUUGCAUUAGAUUGAACGUGGACACCUACAGACCUCACAGAAUGGCUCAGGGACACAGAUUUUCUUUGUGCUCAGUGAUAACUAAUACAUUUUGAAUUGACAACUUGCAAUUGUACAUGUGUGUUUUUAUUAUUGGCACCUAAUGCUGGUUCAACUCAUUGUCCUUCACCAAGAUGAACACAGCUUCAAUAUUAGGGCAGCUGACUUCAGGGCUACGUCUCUCCUUUUUUGACUUCGCUGGUCAAAAAUUACUGGCGAUUCAUUUCCCUCUCAUUUCUACCAACCGUAUCUACUUAAUCCACUAAUUUUAAUAAGACCAGAACAUGUUAUAUCCCUGUGCUUGUUUGUUUUCUACUUUGUAGUAAUAGAACCGAGCAUAGACUGUAUAAAGAAUUGAUGCUGUCUGCCUCCUCCCUGGGUGAAGCCACCAUAAGAACAGCACCCUCUGGUGACAGGCUGCAGUAUAGGUCAUAAAUCCCGCCUCCUCCAGCAAUCCCUAUGGAGCUGUGGACAAACUUUAGAGAUAAAUUACACAGACUAUAAAUUUUUCUCCACCCUGGUUGCGAUGUCGACUUGUAUUUACUGUAAGACUGGUUUGUGUUCAAGUCAAACUUUUUUCUGUACAGCUCCAUUUUUAAAAGUUAUUGGGGGUUUAUGUUUUCUAUGAUUGACACUUGAUACAGCCUAUGGGUGUACGGAGAUUGCGUAGCUCACCCGGGGGAUACGCUGUUUAAGCAGAGCGUCACCACAGCGACUUUUGGCAACUCUCCCGCGGGAUGUGUACAACACUGCUGCGCAAGUGAUGGUUCUAGGAAGUGGAUAAAAUCCCGGAUAUACAGAGAGCAAUUCGACUUCAAAUGACGGACAGCAGUUGUCCGUAGUAUAUACAGUCUAAUUAAAAGUGAAGUAGUAUUAAAAUCUUGCUUGCUCAAAUCGUUAAGGAUUGAAAUGUGUCAAAAAUCACAAAUUUAUGUGUAUACAAAAAGACAUACUGUAUGUCAGACUAAAGCAAAAAAAGGUCAAAGAUUUUGCCACAAGCGCUUACUCUAAUGGGGCAAGUGGCUAAUCAUAGAUUGGGAUUCUGGGAUGUUUGCUGGGAUGGCCAGACAUAUUAUGAGGAGACUUUUCUGGCAUCAAGGGGACCAUGCCACCCCUAUCUAACCCUUUUGGACACACUCCUGGUUGACACUCCUUACACACUUGAACGGCCUCUGAUGUUGAUUGAACAGAUAAAUCUCAGCAGAAACAAGACUGCAAAGACAUUUGAGACACUUAGGACACCCACUCACUCGUCCUUCGUUUUACCGACCUUUCCAAUUACUCUCCAUCAAUGUUAAACUUGACCUGUUUGUCUGAUGAUCUUUAUGAUAGAGUCUGCAGGAGUUUUACUCGGGAGAGUAUUAAUGACGUCAAAGUGAGGCUGCAGCCAAUCUAAGGUCACCACACACACACACACAGACACACACACACACUCACAGGAGGAUCAAACUAAUGAUAUUGAAGGGAUUCUCUCACUUCUAUGUGCUAAGAUGAAAAAACAAACGUAAAUCUUGGGUGAUGAAUUCCACAUGUAUUAAUGACUCCUUGACAGCGCACACGUCAUGUAUCGUCAAACACACUCGCACACCGUCUAAAGCGACAACAGCCACAUGACUCAACAACACCUUCAGAGUCACGAUAAUCCUCUGAUUAGAGGCUAAAUCUCAGGGGCAACGUUUGGAUGAGCUUCAUAAGUGACUUUUAGCCUGCACUUAAUCUUACUGAAGUCUGAGCUAAUUGUUAGUCUUGACCUUUGCAGAGGAUCGCACACCCAUGAGGGAGUAUGAGACGCUAUGAUGAGCACAGCACCCCGACAGCUGGCAGUGUUGCCUGGAAUCACUUGAUUUCACAGAACAGACAGUGUGUGUGUGUGUGUGUUUAGAGAUCAUGACCUGGAUUCAAUUUCACAGUUUGAUUUUGUAUUUUAACCACAAACUUCAAACCCAAGCAAGCGUUUCAUGUCAGUAAAGGCUCUGUCGUAAAUAAACAAGCGGUCAGAAAGCAACAAAAGCUGCGUAGAGUUCGCAUGUUCUCCGUGUGUGUGCAGCGGUUUACCCCAAGUCCUGUGAUUUCCUCCUGCAGCUCAGAGAAAUGCAGGUUUGCUGAAGUGGAAACCUUGAAUUCCCAGUAGGUGUGAAUGUGUCUGUCUGAAUUAGCUCUGUCAUGCCCGGGUCAAAGAGUUACGUUAAUAGAUCAGCAAAGCCUUCCUGUCCUAAUCCUAGAGAUUUUUUUUUUAUAAUCAUUUCUACACCAAACAUUCAGAAAGCAUUAGGUGCUUUUAUUUUGAUGGUACCUUAAUGAUGAAACACAUUUCUCCUCCGCAGUGGCUGAGUUCAUUCAAAGUUAAUACUGAGAGACAGGGUGAGGGGGUUUAUUCAGCACUGCCAUAUAUAGUUGUUAAGUGUUACACACUCCUGCACUCACACACAUUGGUGCACAAACUUAAGGAGGUCUAAGGUGAAAUGCUCUGUCAGCACACACAAUUAGAAACGUGUAUUUUCUCUCUCUUUCUCGCUCUCUUGUAAUAAGCUUUUAAACAUGCGUUUGUGUGUAUGUGUGUACAUGGGGAGUGUGUGUGUGUGUGUCAGGGGUCUUGUAAAUGGGCGGCUGACGUUAAGAGCCUUGCCACGUGCCAGAGGAGGUCUGCUAUGCUGGUUGUGGCCUUCUCAUCCAACGAUCAAAUUAACAAGACAUUGUGUCUGAGCCAAGGUUCCUCCCUUUUAGCCAAGCCUCUCUCUCUCUCUCUCUCUCUGCUUUCUUCUCUUCCCUUCCUCUUCUGUUUGUUUUCUCCUAUCAAGAUAUUCAUCUGUUGUCUUUUUCUGCUCACUUUUAUCUGCUUUCUCUUUGAAACUUUCUUUUUGUCUGACUUCGCCUCCUUCCCCAGUCCUCCAACUUCUCUUUUCACUUCUGUCUCUCUCCCUCUCUGUCUGUUUCCCUCCCUCCAUCUGUCUUGUGUGUAUUUAGGUGUGGUGUGAAGACCUCUUGCCAAAUCACAAACUCUUCUGGGCUUUGUGUGCUCUGUCCAUGACUCUCUUCUCUCUUCUUGACCUAAUUUACAUGCAUUGACUGAAAUGAAGCAUAUGGCUGACAUUUCUUUAUGUAUGAUGAUACAAGUGUGAUGAUAUGGAGCUCCUCUAUCUAGCGAAACGAUUCCAUUCUGAAAUUCUAAAUAUUCAAAUUGCAUGUUAAAAUCUGAAUUUGAUGCCACAAGGGGGUGCCCCACACUUCCCAAGACAGAAAAACUCACUUUUAAGUAUCAAACUCCCUCCGAUCUUUCCUUUACGAAUCAAAAAAAGCACGUUACUCGAGUAGUUUUAUGCCACAUAUAUUCCCUUCAUUCAAAACGAAGCUUAGCCCUGCAUGAUUAAUCCCAGUAAUGAUUGUCUCGUCAUAUGGGGAGUCAAGGAGGGGAAGAAGCACACGUGCAGCAUUAGAAAAUCUAAAAAGCCCUUGUGUUCUUCUUCCCACGGAGAUAUAAACAGAUGACAUCACAGGGUGGUCCGCUCUGCAUUGAGCUGCGCUGAGUGGGUCUCCGCUGGUCUGCCAAACAGAUGGCGGUAGCAACAUAAUGAGGGCUGGAAACUAAAUUCUGACCAGAAGAUUUUGUGCAACAGAACUCGGGGUCAAAAAAGACGGUCACAAGAAGUAGGAGGAGAUGUUCUUCACCGGUUCUCCUUGAAAAAAACAACCUGUAAACCCUGUAUUUUUCAGAGAGGGGCUUUGAGAGGAAUGCUUAUUUAUAAUGUUCAAACAUACAAAAAUGCUGUAAUAGUUUCACUCGGGCAUUCAGACAGCACUUGGUUGGAUGUUUGGCAGGAGCAGCCGGCUUGUUGGUUAAUUAGGUCAAGAAAUCUUGUAAUGUGCGCCCACCCACACUAAAGGAGAGUUGGAACAAUCGGCUACUCACAACUGUCUGACAAUUCGACAGGGGUUUUGGGGAGGGGGAGAAAGAUGGAGGGGGCCAAGAGGGGUGUAGACAAGGGGGAGAAAGUUUACAGCUUUUCAUACCAGGGCUUGUUGUAAUAAAACAAGGUUGUGCAUGCCAUUGAGGGGCACUCUGGAAAUCUGUGAAUAAGCACUUUUUAUAUGUGGUAGUCCACUAUUUUGAUAAGCGCUAGAGUCACUGUUGGCAUCAGUGUUUACAUGCAUGUCGCAAGUUAUUGUAUAUUUUAUUCCAAAUUCACAAAUCUGAAAAAAAAAAAAAAUGUUUUGUUUCUCUUCUUUGUACCAUUGCAAACUCAUUCUGUAACUUUGAUUUCCUAGUUUAGUUUUUUUUUUUUUUUGUAUGUUUAGCUUUUUUUAAAGAAGUUGAUAAGCACAACGCAAGACUGAGGUUUCAGUGUUUAAUUCUAGGAAACAUCUGUCAUUGGUGUUUUUUUUAAAGAAGUUGAUAAGCACGGCGUAAGACUGAGGUUUCAGUGUUUUAUUCUAGGAAGCAUCGGGUCCAAAUCCGGUCACUUUGUUGUCACACUCGCUAAAUAAAUCCUUUUCUCCACUUUCUGUUCGCAGAUGAGGUGCCAGAGGAUCCUCACGUACCUGCGGAUAUUUGGGACCACCAUGUUUGGCGUGUCCCUGCUGGUGGGGAUCUCCACUGCCUACAUCAUGGGCUACCAGUUCUUCACUACAGCCCGCAAUUACCUUUCCUUUGGCUUGUACGGUGCUAUCUUGGUGGUCCAUCUCAUCAUCCAGAGCCUCUUUGCGCUCUUAGAACACCGAAACAUGAAGCGGUCUUUAGAGACGCCAAUCAAACUCAACAAGUCUUUAGCGCUGUGUAUUGCAGCGUAUCAAGAGGACCCUAACUACCUGAGGAAAUGCUUGGUCUCUGUCAGGAGGCUGACAUACCCAGGGAUCAAAGUGAUCAUGGUGAUCGAUGGGAACUCAGAAGAUGACUUGUAUAUGAUGGAAAUUUUUAAAGAGAUCAUGGGAUGGGACAAAUCGGCCACCUAUGUGUGGCGGAGUAAUUACCACCACAGAGGGCCGGAUGAGACGGAUGAGAGUUAUGCUGAAGGCCUUCAGCAAGUCUCAAAACUGGUGCUAAACAACAAGUGUGUGUGUAUCAUGCAGAAGUGGGGCGGGAAGAGGGAGGUCAUGUACACGGCCUUCAAAGCCCUGGGGAGAAGCGUGGACUAUGUUCAGGUAAGUCUAUGAGCUAGAAAAAGACAGGGUAGUUAAAAGGGAUUUUAUGUCAUGAAAUGAGACCCAGAAAGGAGGACACAAUAGCAAGACACCGAAUCAGUUUGUCCAACAGGCAGGGAUUAUUGACGCUCAUUAAAGAUCAGGCAGAAGUAUUCGAAAACGUGAGGUAAUGAAUGAGUUUUAAUAACUAUAAUUAAUGCAGGAACAAGACUAUGAAGUGCAACGAAGUGGUGAUGAGACAGUGAGACACACAGUGUAAAAUACAAGAGGUAAUAAGGGUGAUGGGAAACAGGUGGGGAAAGACAAUCAGGCAGCAUGUGUGACAAGACAGGGGCAGGGCAGACCAGACAAGAACAUACCUAGAGGGCAGAAAAAAGGGCAAGUGAUCAACAAAAUAAAACAGGAAGGUGAUGACAUGAAACAUGACUGUGCAAAAAUAAAGGAAACUUAAGCAAUGAAUAAACAGAAGUAAAAUUAAACUUGGCAAGAUGUUUUGAAAGAGCAAAAAAAAGGGAAGUUAGAUGACAAAAGAGGGUGUUUGAAAACUGCAAACUGGAUACCAGGUAAAUCCAGGACAAGUGGCAUAGGUGUGACCUGAGAUAGAAGGAAAGGAUAGAGGGAUAGAGAGAGAGGGGGAGGAAGGGGGCUCUGCCAGGCCAUGUAUAGGGUCCACAAAGAGUCUUUUGUGCAGCUUUUAGACGCACUGUGGCUGUGUGUAUCGUGUUGUUAAGUGUAGCGUGAAGAGGGCCGGCAGUAGCUCAUGUCUAAGUGUAAUAACAGAUCUGUUUCACAGAGCUGAGUGUUACAUCAUAUGCAUGAGUCUUAACCAGAGCCGCGACCCCCACAAUUUUUUUUUUUACAAAUUUCUGAUGCAUCUAUUUGCUGAGUUUCAAUAAAUAGCUGGGGACUCAAAUAAGAUGAAUAAAAAGUGAUAUUAGACUUAAGGAAAAAGUGCUGUCAGUGGAAAUCACUCAAAGAAUAAUAAUCUUAGUGUACGUAAAUGACACUUAAAUUACAUCUCUGUGAAAGCCAGUUCCCAUGCCUGUUUGGCAGACUAACAGGCCAAUAGUAUGGAGUGGGGUUGCUUAAAAUAUGAACAGCACAGUGCCAAGCUUGGCAAUUCACAGACUGAUGAAGUAUCAGGAAACCUGUUUUUAUCCCGUAGGCAGUAAAUGCUGAGGAGAAUGUUCUGUUAUGGAGAUUGAUAGCACGGUCAUAAAGCUAAAGAGUUACGGAAACUAUUCAACUUCUGAUUUGUGACAGGCACAAUGUGUGUUUUAUGUUUCUUUCAAAAGUCGCAGUCAGGAGCUAUAAAACAAUUCAGCACAUGUAACGGUAUUACUCAAACAGCCUUAUUUGGUCUUUAGAACCACUCGCUAACAGCCGCUGAUGCUAGCAUAGCAUUAUUUCAAAUAACAUUGACUUAUUGGUCUCAUAGUCUGUGCUACGAUUUUAGUAAUGUGGUUGUAUGGUUAAGUUUCCUCUGGGGCCACAAAAGCCUCUGAUACACAAAAGUUAUGUAGCAAACUUUUUAUUAUGUCCUCUGUGAUUAAAAUACAUUUUAACAGUGGAAUAGCAAUAUUGUGAACCCAGCUGUUACAUUUCUCCAAACUAUUUGCUAAUCAUGACUCAAUUGUGUUUAACAGCACCAUAAUGGGAUUAAUUUCUCUUGAAGUCUUUUUGUUUUUGUUCAAUAAAUUAGCUGGGCCGUGUAAGAGUGCCAUGCUACCACUUUGAGUGAGAACACAGAACAUGAGGAGUACUUCCCCCUUUUCUAACCCCCAAAUUUCUUUGCGCCCAACUAUUUAACUUGGCCCCACUGAUGCCGGUUUAGCUCAGAUGCACCCCAUCUACAGAGGCUAGCCCUGGUUGCAGUAGUGGUAGGUUCACUUCCAUCCUUAGCACUUUGCUGCAUGCCACUUACUCUCUGCUCCCAGCAUUUCAUGUCUCGUCACAGCGAUAUGUGUUGUAAAGACCAUUGGAUCAUUCUCUAUAGAUGACUUACUCCAGGCAGUACCCAUCAGCUAUUACCAAACAAUUUUACUGCUCAUUUGUCUCUCAUCUCCAACUCCAUUCUGGCCUCUGAGGUUGUUAGCCAGACAUGACAAUGCAUGGAAUAGGAAACCUUGGAUGGAGGUGCUUUAUUGCCAAAGCAGCAAAAUUUGGUUCAGGAUUAACGGUGAAAGUAAUUGUGCAAAAGUGAUUCCAUUGAACAGUUUCUUGGCCAAAACACAAAGUGAUUACGUUGUAGUUGUUUCACAAUACACAGCCGGUUGUGGUAGAAAAGGCAUGCUGAACGAGUAACAGAAGGUGUGACCCUUUAGAUCUUAAAAUGUAAGAAAUGUUUAAUGAGUUUGUGAUUCAAAGCAAGGGAUUUGAACACCUGCAGCUGCCCUCAGUCUGCCAGAAACUCACUGCUUUAUAGACAUCAGCAAAGAAAUUACCAAAACAGUGUCAGAAGUCAUGCCAAUACUCUUUAACCUAAAGGGCAAGGAAGGACAGUGUUACAUGCCUUUUUACUAUCAUCAGGCUCUGCCUGAAACAGAUGUGGUCUGUUAAUGGGGAUUGGGUUCUGGGACUCUUUUCCUCACCUGAUAAUGUUCGGGAAGGAGAUGACCAUUUAUAGAAGAAAAAGCAGAGAGCUAAGAAGAGCAUUAGUUGUGAACUGCAAGACUAGAGAAGUAAGCUAUAAAAGCUGUGUACGACCUUCUAGUCAUGUCAGGUUUUAACAUAGAGAGUCACAAAUCAUGAAAGUGCUCUAGGGGGGCUUGACAACCUGCACAACUAAGAGAAGCACUCUCCUUUUAAAACUGACUCAGUACUUCCUUCAAGUGUGUGCUAUCUUUACAUGACUAAAACUGAUGAACUGUUUGUCUUGUGGCUUCUACUCAGGUGUGUGAUUCUGACACUAUGUUGGACCCAGCAUCAUCAGUGGAGAUGGUGAAGGUUCUGGAAGAGGAUCCAAUGGUAGGAGGGGUCGGAGGAGAUGUUCAGGUAAGUUCCAACAUCAAUAUCAAGAUCAUUACCAAAGUUGCUGCAAUCGUCAAACUUAGCAAUUUUCCUUUUAAUGUUAAACUCACACCUUCAUCUUUUGGCAAAUCAAUCCCUGUUUAGAUCCUGAAUAAAUACGAGUCCUGGAUCUCCUUCCUGAGCAGUGUGCGCUACUGGAUGGCCUUCAACAUUGAACGGGCAUGCCAGUCCUACUUUGGUUGUGUGCAGUGCAUCAGCGGACCUUUGGGAAUGUACCGAAACUCCCUCCUGCAUGAGUUUGUUGAAGACUGGUACAAUCAGACUUUCAUGGGAUCCCACUGCAGUUUUGGGGAUGACCGCCAUCUCACAAACAGAGUUUUAAGUCUUGGAUAUGCAACCAAAUAUACUGCACGAUCUAAGUGCCUCACUGAGACGCCCAUCACAUAUCUGAGGUGGCUCAAUCAACAGACUCGUUGGAGUAAGUCCUAUUUCAGAGAAUGGCUUUACAACUCUAUGUGGUUCCAUAAACAUCAUCUAUGGAUGACUUAUGAGGCUGUGAUCACGGGCUUUUUCCCGUUUUUCCUCAUUGCCACUGCAAUCCAGCUCUUCUACCAAGGAAGGCUCUGGAAUAUUUUGUUGUUUCUACUCAUUGUUCAAGCAGUGGCACUAAUCAAAUCAUCAUUCGCCAGCUGCCUUAGAGGUAACAUUGUCAUGGUGUUUAUGUCAUUCUACUCUGUACUGUACAUGUCAAGCCUGUUGCCAGCCAAAAUGUUUGCAAUAGCAACAAUCAACAAGUCUGGAUGGGGGACCUCUGGGAGGAAAACAAUAGUGGUGAACUUUAUUGGUCUGAUUCCUAUAUCAGUUUGGUUCACUAUCCUCUUCAUCGGGAUUAUCUACACAACAAUCCUGCAGACUAGAAAACCUUUUCCUGAAUCUGAAAAGAUUGUCCUGAUCAUAGGGGCAGUUGUCUAUGCCAGUUACUGGGUCAUACUGUUGACGUUGUACACAGUGCUGAUAAAUAAGUGUGGGAAGAGGAAGAAGGAGCCACACUACGAUAUGGUCCUGGAUGUAUGACUUGCAGACAAGAGUCAUCAUGUACCACUGAACUGUCCUUUUACAUUGCUCUCACUUACACUAUGUUGUUGUUAUAUACUUGUUUAAAGAUACAGAGCAGCUCUGGAGGCAAAUUGGUUGAGUUCAACCAAAAUGGAGUUUCUGUCAAGCUUGAAUGGGAAAACAUUGAAAUGACAGUGGCUGCUUUUUUUGUCCAUUCAUGACCAUAGAAACUAUGGUCUUGGAAUGCCAGCGUGUUGGCUAAUUAGCUGACUUUGAUUCCUAUAGCUAACCUUGAUAACUCAAAAUGGUAAGAUAAAUUACAUAGUAGUUAGCAACAAGAGUGCUAGGCUUUUUUUAUAUUAGCUACCUCUUACUCAUGUCGUUUUCACUGGGCUUCAGUAUAACAUUUGCAACUGAACCUAUGAAACUGUGUAUUUUUAUCUCCUACCAUUUGGGUUUAACUUGACCAGUGAUGAAACUUCCAGAGCAUCAUUGUAUCACCAACAAUAGUGUGUACAUUCUCACCAGGAACAAAUCUACAUAUCAAUACCAUCAAAAAGAAACACAGAAACCACUGGUACAUUGCUUCAGUUUACACCAAAACUGCAAUAUAUUCUAUAUUCUGAGAGAGGUUUUCACCAUCCACCAAAUACAAGAGAAGUCAAACUGUUUUCCACAAAUGACCAUGUUGUGAUUGUGAAUCUCAUUGACAGGUGAGGUAGACCACAGUACUUUCAGAAAAUUUGAUUUCAAGCAACAAUCGGAGUUUUAGUUCUGUGGGAAAUGUAACGGCGUACCCUUUCAGUGUUUUGACAGUCUUAUCAGGAGAGUUACAGUAUCAGAGAGACAGGAGUUAUGGUUAGAAGGAAAGGGCUUUAAAAUGGAAGCUGCUCUUUCUUUAUUUUGCAUCCAUGUCAUAUGGGAAAUUUACAGCUUUGAGGUCUUCUCAUGUAAUAAGUGUUCUCGUAUCAUAUCAGCUCAUAACUACAACGCCCAAACUGCUGCUAUAUUGCUUCCAGUUCAAACAUAUCACCCACUACAGUGCAUUCUUGUGAAUAGAUGUGUUAAUGUGUUUCAGGAUCCAAAGAGAUAUGCACUUGUGCCUACAAAAUGAUAUGAAUUCACCACAUUCGCUUUUUCCCCAUAUGACAUAAAUGCAUUAUUGUUCGCAACGUUUACAAAGUGAAGAAUCUCAAACUGAUCACUGAUUGGUAGAUGUAAUCUCAACCACAUCAGAUGACCAGGUGAAGAUGUGACCAGAAGAGAGAUGGCGUAUCAUUGCUGCUGUGACUAUUUUAUUUUAUACAGGUGACAAUGACUUUUAAAAAAGAAUAUGAAUAAAUGAGUGUAGGUUGAGAGAUAGUUUUUACACUAUAGUUUUUUAUGUAUGUCUUUUUACCAAGUUGAAUGAUAACCACCAAGUAGACAUGGUGGAUAUGUUCCAAUCCAAGACUCUGUGGCUUUUGUCUGCCAUGUGCCCUUGCUCUCUUCCUUUCUUUACAUACUGUAAUGAGAGAAAUGGAUGCUUUUGGUUACCUUGAAUUGUGUUAAACGAUGACCUAAUGAUGCAUCUAAUAGGUGAAAAGUACUACCUGAUGACAGGAGUGGGAAUAAGGGCACUUAGUGGAAGGGGACAGCAUUUUGGAACGAAACAAGUCCAGUGUUUGCUACAGACGGCCGGGAGCAGACAUAAGUUUAACUCUUAUGCACUUUUAUGUCGCUCUGGUUGUCAAGUGUGAUGCUUGACGUAAUCAAGAUGAAAUACCUCAGCGGUUCUCUUUGCAUUGCAUCAAGGCAUCGGGAUGCCAUCCAAAGACUGAUGCAUUCUGAAAGUCUCAAGUAAUUUAUGAUCUUUUUUGUGAUAUUAAAUAAUUAAAUGUCCUUUUUUUUAUACGCAGUUCCUUAUUAAGUCAAAGCUGGAUAUCUCUGCCUUGUCGGCCUUUUGCUGUAGCCGUUUACUUAUUGUAACUUUAUAUUUCAGUGCAUUUUAUACAUAGACAUAUUCUAUUUUUGCUUAGCUACCAAAGAUCCUUUAUUUUCACUCAUGUUUUUGUAAGAAAAAUGGGAAAUAUGUUUGUUGUGCUUUCAACUGUUCUGACAAUGACUUGUUUAUCUGACCAAACAAUGUGAAAUUAUGAGCUGGGGGUUUUGUCUGCAAUAACAACAAUGAAAUGCAAUUCAUAGGGAUAAGUUAUUGGUUAAAAGAAGAGGUAAUAAACCUGUGUUUUUGUACCCUUAGCAUAGACAGAAAACCAGCGUAUAUUUAUGAAUAGAAUUCUGCAAUUAUGAGACUGUCCUCUGGUGUAUAUGUAAAAUCCCUACACUGCAAAAAACAAUACAUUUAGGGUUUAUUUUUAAGAUGUACAAUAUGUAAAAAUCAUACUUUCUUACAGCGUUGAAUCUACCUGGAGUCAGUUCCAGUGUUUAGAUUUUAAAGGGCUACAAGGCCAAAGCAUACUAAAAAAGUUUGUCUAAAACAUUUGCACAAAAUGUGAUGAGAAGUUGUGAGGUGCCUUAAUGACAAAUUAACAAAAAAAAAAAACUGAGUUAACUUUUUAUUUUAAACUGUUUUAAAGAGGUUUAUUCCAAGGUUUUAUGAGUGAGACCAACUGUUGUGGUUGUUUUCAUGCCAAAGUCAUGGGCAGUGUUAUCGAAAAGCACUUUUUUUUGUGUUGUGCCAAAUAAAAUCUACUAUUGUUAUAAAA